UCAGCUUCCGUUUUCUUCUCGGCUCCAGCCCCGCUCCGCCAUCACCGAGUCCCGGACGCACAACACCGAAUGGGAUCGGAGAAAAAGAAAAUGUCAAAAUCGGAGAUGAGAUCGACACCAACGUAAUGACAGCUUAUAGCGAUAAGCGGAGGGGACAAGUUUGCAAUUCAUGCUCCAGUAUUUUAUUAUUAUCUUCCCCUGCACCGCUAGCAUCCAAGCUAACGUUUAGCUCGAACUAACCACUGAUUUUCAUUGGGAAGAUCGCUCCGCUGUCGCCACCUCCGCUAGCCGGCUAGGCUACCCUCGGCUAGCCCGUUAAACUACCCCUAGCUAGCCUGCUAGGCUACCUUGUAGACGUCACUCCACUAGCCUGCUAAGCUACCUUGCAGCUAGCGGGCUGAUAAACGGACACAUAACGGAUGCUGCGCUGUGCUAGCCGGGGUAGCCAACCGAUAGAUAAUAGAUAAUCGAUCAUGGCGAGGACACUGAUUCAGAGCCAGGAUGGACGGACUGCGGCGGGUUGGUUUUGAAUAAACCUGAGAAAGACGAGGACAGAAGCCGCAGGGAGACCAGACUCUUCUCACCCAGGCCGGUUAGCUAGCCCCGGCUAGCUACAGUGGAUACCAUAAGCCACGGCGCUGGCAAUGCCCACGAGUGUCCGGGCUGGAAGCCUGAAGGACCCGGAGGUGGCGGAGCUCUUCUACAGAGAUGACCCCGAGAAGCUGUUCACAGACCUCCGGGAGAUCGGCCAUGGGAGCUUCGGAGCCGUAUACUUUGCGCAUGACAUCCGCACCAAUGAGGUCGUGGCCAUCAAGAAGAUGUCCUAUAGCGGCAAGCAGUCCAACGAGAAAUGGCAGGACAUCAUAAAGGAGGUGAAGUUCCUCCAGAAGUUGAGACAUCCCAACACCGUCGAGUACCAUGGAUGUUACCUGAGGGAACACACUGCAUGGCUGGUGAUGGAAUACUGCCUUGGCUCUGCCUCCGAUCUGCUGGAAGUCCAUAAGAAGCCCCUACAGGAAGUGGAGAUUGCUGCCAUUACCCAUGGUGCAUUGCAGGGUCUGGUCUACCUGCACUCACACAACAUGAUUCACAGGGAUGUGAAGGCAGGUAACAUCUUGCUGACCGAGCCAGGUCAGGUGAAGCUUGGAGACUUUGGCUCCGCCUCCAUCUGCGCCCCGGCCAAUUCCUUUGUGGGAACGCCUUACUGGAUGGCCCCGGAGGUGAUCCUGGCCAUGGACGAGGGCCAGUACGACGGCAAGGUGGACGUGUGGUCCCUAGGCAUCACGGCCAUAGAGCUAGCGGAGAGGAAGCCUCCUCUGUUCAACAUGAAUGCUAUGAGUGCCUUAUACCACAUAGCCCAGAACGAGAGCCCUAUCCUGCAGUCCAGCCACUGGUCCGAUUAUUUCCGGAACUUUGUGGACUCCUGCCUGCAGAAGAUCGCUCAGGACAGACCUACCUCUGAUGUGCUGCUCAAGCAUCACUUCUUGUGCAGGGAGCGUCCCGUUACCGCGGUGAUGGACCUGAUCACCCGGACCAAGGAGGCGGUGCGGGAGCUGGACAACCUGCAGUACCGCAAGAUGAAGAAGAUCCUGUUCCACGAGGUCCACAACGGGCCAGCACCCGAGGGGGCGGAGGAGGAGGAGGACGCGGAGCAGUACAUGCUGCGCACGGGGACGGUCAGCAGCAUGGAGAGCUCCCAUUCGCUGCCCAGCAUGUCAAUCAGCGCCAGCUCCCAGAGCAGCUCCGUCAACAGCCUGGCGGACGGGUCGGACGACAGCGGAGAGAUGGUCAUGAUGGGGGAGGGGGAGCACACCGUCACCUCCAACAGCUCCGUCCUGCACAAACCACUGAGCCAUGACAACAUCUACGAUGACCCCUACCAGCCGGAGUUGGACUCUCAGCGGGACGGCCUGUCCUUGGUGGGGGUCGUGGGAGGCGGGGGAGUCGGUGUCGGUGGGGGAGGGGGAGGUGGAGGAGGGGGCGGAGGUGGGGGGAGGCGGAGGCGAGGACGGGACCACUUCGCCACCAUCAGAACGGCCAGCCUGGUGACCCGACAGAUCCAAGAACACGAGCAGGGGUCGGCUCUGAGGGAGCAGAUGUCAGGGUACAAGCGCAUGCGGCGGCAGCACCAGAAGCAGCUGAUGGGUCUGGAGAACAAGCUGAAGUCUGAGAUGGACGAGCACCAGCUGAGGCUGGACAAGGAGCUGGAGGGCCAGAGGGGCAGCUUCUCUGGGGAGGGGGACAAGCUGACCAAGAAGCACCACGCCAUCCUGGACAAGGAGAUGAAGGCUGCGCUGGCGGAGGAGAAGAAGUUCCAGCAGCACAUCCUGACCCAGCAGAAGAAGGAGCUCACCAGCCUCCUGGAGUCCCAGAAGAGGCAGUACCGCCAACGCAAGGACCAGCUCAAAGAGGAGCUGAACGAGAACCAGUCCACCCCGAAGCGGGAGAAGCAGGAGUGGCUGGUGCGGCAGAAGGAGUGUCUGCAGCAGAUGCAGGCGGAGGAGGAGGCGGGGCUGCUGCGGCGGCAGCGGCAGUACUACGAGCUGCAGUGCCGCCAGUACAAGAGGAAGAUGCUGCUGGCGCGGCACAACCUGGAGCAGGACCUGCUCAGAGAGGACCUGAACAAGAAGCAGACGCUGAAGGACCUGGAGUGCGCCAUGCUGCUGCGGCACCACGAGUCCACCCAGGAGGUGGAGUUCCGCCAGCUGGGGCUGGUGCAGCGCACGCGGGCGGAGCUGAUCCGCACGCAGCACCAGACGGAGCUCACCAACCAGAUGGAGUACAACAAGAGGCGGGAGCAGGAGCUGAGGCAGAAGCACGCCGUGGAGGUCCGGCAGCAGCCCAAGAGCCUGAAAGUGAGUGAGAGCGGGGACCAGGGGCCCCCAGACGGCUGCCCGGGGGCCCCCCCGGAACGCCCCCGACCCCCGGGACCCCCGGUGAUGGUGGGAGGGGAGGAGGGGGAGAGGGGAGGGGAGGAGAGGGAGGAGAAAGGUGUGGAAGAGAGCAAGGGAACGGAGAGGAAGGAGAGGGAGGGGGGGGCCGAGGGCGAGAGGGAGGAGGAGGGAGGUGAGGGGGAGGAGGGGAGAGAAGGUGUGACGAAGGCAGAGGAAGGCAGAAGGGCAGAAGGGCAGGAGGAGGAGGAACGACCGAAGGAGGAAGAGACGGACGCACAGAGAGAGGGAGGGGCGGAGCCGGGGUGGAGCGAGCACGACGAAGGUGACGAGGAAGAGGAGGAAGGCAGGGGCGUGGCCGACGGCUGUCCGUCCGACCUCCUCCACUCGCCCUCCCUGGAGCGGCGGCGGCGGCAGCGGGAACGGGAGCUGGACGAGCUCUCGGAGUUCUACUUCCCCCAUUCCCUGGACGAGCUGGAGCCCUCCCCCCCCGCGGCAGCUCCUCCCCCCGCCCCCUCCUCCCUCCCCUCCCUCUUCUCCCACGCCGUCUGUCUGCUCCUCACCCUCUCCAUCGCCGCCCAUCCCUCCUUCUUCACCCUCCUCUUGCUCGCCGUCUUCCUCCUCUCGCUCCGCCGCACCCCCCCGCUGCCCUCGCUCUCCUCCCUGCUGCUCUCCGCCGAGCUCCUCUUCCUCGCCCUCUUCUUCUGCUUCCUCCUGCUGCGCUCGCUCUGCUCCCUGUCGCUCUCCUCCUUCCUGUCCGUCAGCGUCUGGGGGUGUGGCCUGCUGAGCCUCGGCCUAUCGCUGAGCCUGGAGCUCUACUACGUCCCCGUGGUGCUGGUGUCGGCCUACUUCCUGAGCUCGCCCUCCCUCUUCCUGUCCCUCUUCCUGUCGCUCUACCUCCUGCUGGUGCUCGUGGUCAAGCCGGCGCGCCGCCUCCCCCGGCGGCUCUCGCGCCUCGCCAUGCGCCUCCUCUUCCGCCUGCCCCGCCCCCUCUUCGCCCUCUGCCAAUCGCUGCUGGGGGGCGUGGCCGAGCGGAACCUGUACCAGAUGUUCCCCAAGGCGGGGCGCAACUGGGGCGUCCUGCGCUCGCGCAUCCCCGUGCCCCUGCGGAGCCUGGCGCCCGACCGCGGCCCCGCCCGGCCCCGCUGCCUCGCCGCGCUGGGCCGCGCCUCCUCCUGGCUGCGCCGCUUCCUGCGCCGGCCCGUGGGCAUGCUGGCCGACCAGGCCAACGCCCUGGUGCUGGCGCUGGCCGGCCGCGUGCUCAGGGAGCUGCCGCCGGGCGUCCUGCGCCGGCUCCACGCUCUGGGGCUCCUGCGGGAGGAGAGGCCGAGCCGACUGCCCCGCCUCCUGCCCCGCGAGGAGCGGGAGCGGCGGCAGCGGGAGAGGAGGCGGAUCGAGAGGGAGAGGAGGUUCAGGCUGGACAGGGAGAGGGGCUUCAGGGAGGAGAAGGGCUGGGAGUGCGGGCUGAGGAGGACCUCCUCGGGGAGGUUCGUCAGGGGCAAGGCCCGGCCCUGGAGAUAGUGUGUGUGUGUGUGUGUGUGUGUGUGUGUGUGUCAGGCAGAGUUUUUAUUGAAGGAGCUUGGGUCCAUAGUGUGUCGUUUAUUAAGAAGGCAACACCCUAUGUCCAAUGAAGUGAUUGGCUGGUGGUAAUUAAGGGUUAGGUGAGAUGGGCUGAUUGUAACGAGGAGAGGUGUCAUGUGAUCUUUAUAUGUUUCACCAUCAUGCUUUUUGUAAAAGUUUUUUUUUUUUUAAUUAUCAUUUUUUCUUUGAUUCUGUUCUUGUUUUAUAAGACAUAUUUAUGGUUAUUGUGAAGACCGUGUUUGUGCAAUCUUUUGUGUUGGGUAUGAGUUGAUGUUUUUUUUGUUUUGUGUCAGUCGUAUGAUCUCAGAGUGUUGUUAAGUGUUGGUGUGAGAGGGCACACGCAUGUGAACAUUCACCCCCCGGAGCACUAAGCCCCUGCUAACUAGCUAGCCACUGAAGCUAGACCCUAGAUAUCUCCUAAAGCGGGCCAGAUUCUAGCUAGUUGGCCCCUUGUCUAGAUGCUAGCUCACUAGCCCCUGAACCUUAGCUCUAGCUAGCCUAAGAUGAGUGCAAUAAAAUGUGAGGACAGCCUGAAGGACAAUCCCCUCUUCCAAAGACUUAAAGACUUUAACAUGUUUAUAGCUACUUAAAUGUCUCAAUUGUUCAAAACGGUCCAGGCAUAGUUUUAUAUCAGAUUUGUUAUUGCAAUAUUUAUGCAGUACUCUUUUUAUUUACCAUGUAAACUUGAUUCUUUUUUAGUCAGAGAGUUUUUCUAAUGUUCUAUUUAAUUCAGGCCAGCUGUGACCAAAGGUCUGAAACUUGAUUUUUUUUAUAUAAAAGUAAGAUAUAUCAAACGCAAGAAACCAACAUUUAAACUUUUGGUGUAAUAGAACAACUCUACUUUUAUAAUGGUUUUACUUCUUUUAUUUAUCUGAAGCCAUAGACAAUCAUGUUGGGUGUGCAAUUUUAAAAACUAAGAUUCCAAAGAUUGUUAGAACUACUGAAUGUGAACAUCUAGUUUACGGUCUCCCGUUGGAGUCGUUAGCAGAUAGUUCUUCCACUAGUAUUUAUUCAGUACCGGAGAAGCCUUACUGGACACCUAGGUUAAAGGACCUUCUGCAGGGAUGAAUUAGAGUUGAUAUCUUUAUGAAGAAUGUUUGCCCUGGGGCCUUAGACAGCAGUUAGAGAAGGAAUAGUUUGGUCUGUAGACUGAGAACGUGCAUCCUGGAAACAGACGUUUGUCCCAAACAAAGAAGUGUUUUCCCAACAAUUGUUUGAAUAUGAUUUGUUGUUUGUAACAGACUUCCUUCCUGUGUCCUUAUGUGUGUGUUUGUGUACAUGUACGUGUCUUUGUUUGUUUAAGCGUACUUGUGGUGUAUACGUAUGUUUGUAUACAUGUGUAAAUGUACUUGUGGUGUACAUGUAUGUUUGUGUGCAUGUGAUGGCAUACCUGUGCUGUAUAUGUAUGUUCGUCUACAUGUUAUUAUACUUGUCUACAUAUACACCAUAUGUAUGUUUUGAACCCCUGCAGUAUUUCACUACUGCUUUAUGUUGGCAGCCAUUUUGUUUUCAUUUCAUCGUUUUUAGUGUCUGUUGGCAUGUUGUAAAGCUCUGUCACUUUUAAUUUGUAAUUACACCAAAAAUAAAUAGUUUUGUGUUGAAAUCAUUGUUUUGUUUUAUUAUUUGAGUUUUCAUUUAUCCUCUUGUCUUUAUAUCCG
This is a messenger RNA of Gadus chalcogrammus (walleye pollock), 6130 nucleotides long. RefSeq names its product TAO kinase 2b (gene taok2b). Gene Ontology annotation, biological process: protein phosphorylation. The record is from RefSeq and is a predicted model, not a curated record. The transcript is spliced from 17 exons. The coding region runs from base 645 to 4412 and encodes 1255 amino acids. Gene Ontology annotation, molecular function: ATP binding; protein kinase activity. NCBI's taxonomy places the organism in Eukaryota, Metazoa, Chordata, Actinopteri, Gadiformes, Gadidae.